AAUUUAAGUUACAUGUCUGGUUACUUUGUUUUUUAGGUUUUAUGUUAAGCAGCAGAUGGACAACCUGACAUUCAGCCACACAAUUCUCUUAGUAGAGGGACUCAACAUUACACGCCAAUCCUCCUAUCCUGUUUUCAUUGUGAUUUUAGUAGCCUAUGUGUUUGCAAUGGUAUCAAACAUUGGACUUUUAUUUCUGAUCUCAACAGAAAAGAAUCUGCAUGACCCUAUGCACCUUCUGUAUUGUAAUCUACCACUGAAUGAUAUACUAGGAGCAACUGUUAUGUUUCCACGAUUACUGAAUGAUAUUUUAAAGGAAACCUCAGAGCGAUAUAUUACAUAUGUGGAGUGUGUUAUUCAAGCUUAUUUUGUGCACAUAUUUGUUGCAGCAAGCCACUAUGUGUUAAUGAUAAUGGCCUUUGAUCGAUACGUAGCUAUAUGUAAUCCAUUACGAUAUUCAGCUAUAAUGACAAACAAAAUUGUAAUUAAAUUAUCAGCAUCAGCCUGGGGGUCGGCAAUAGUUGUAGUGACAGUCAUGUUAAGCCUCACUGUUCGUCUAUCUCGCUGCAGAUAUAAAAUUGAAAAUCCUUUCUGUGACAAUGCAUCACUGUUUAAACUGUCCUGUGAAGAUGUGUCUGUUAACAAUAUGUGUGGUAUUGUUUAUACUGCGAUUGUAGGCUUUCUGUCAGUAUUGUAUAUAUUUAUAACAUAUGUCAGGAUUGCUACUGUAUGCAUUACCAGAAAAAGCAAAGCACUUAACAGCAAAGCCAUAAAAACCUGCAGUACGCAUUUAGCUGUUUAUUUAAUCAUUUGUGUAUGUGCAGGCAUUUUUAUUUAUCUGCACCGCUUUCCUGAAUACUCUGAAAGCAGGAAACUAGCUGGUAUAAUGCUGCACAUCAUACCACCAGGGUUAAAUCCUUUAGUGUAUGGUUUACAAAACAAAGAGCUGAAACAAAAUAUUGUUAAAAUUUGUUGUAGAAAAAAGAAAGUUCAUAAUUUAUUUUCAUAAUAAUUUAUAAAUGUUACAAGUCAAUAUUAUAAUGUGAUGUAUUAUGAAAAAUUAAAUAUAUAUGAUUAUUAUAAACUGUCUUUUCUCCAGAAUAUUGUUGAAUUUUAUUUUAAGCCAUUACAGCAGGUUGGGUAUAAACAGGUGUAGUUGAGUCAACAAUAAACACAAAACUGUUCCAAAUUCCUUAUUUACAGUAUGGAAUGAAAAUAGAGGGUUAUUUACUUUGUUCAGAUUCACUAUGUGCAUCAUUUAAUUUACACAAUUGACUUGUUUUAGUGAUCCUAGUGUCAUGCUAAUGGAAUAAGCUUGUUGUAUUGCCUAGGCCAGAGGUUUUCAAACCUUUUUGUCAGGCGAACCCCUUGACCUAAAUUUCUAAUUUGGAUUUUAAGUAAAUAUUUCAAUAAUUUAAUAGCACAUUUGCAUGCUAAACUUCAAAAAUAUGUAUUUUCCA
Molecule: messenger RNA, 1457 nt
Organism: Misgurnus anguillicaudatus (oriental weatherfish)
Lineage: Eukaryota; Metazoa; Chordata; Actinopteri; Cypriniformes; Cobitidae
Product: olfactory receptor 8G17-like
Biological process (GO): detection of chemical stimulus involved in sensory perception of smell; G protein-coupled receptor signaling pathway
Cellular component (GO): membrane
Molecular function (GO): G protein-coupled receptor activity; olfactory receptor activity; odorant binding
Source: RefSeq, a predicted model, not a curated record